This is a messenger RNA of Penicillium arizonense, 2148 nucleotides long. RefSeq lists its product as uncharacterized. The coding region runs from base 1 to 2148 and encodes 715 amino acids. NCBI's taxonomy places the organism in Eukaryota, Fungi, Ascomycota, Eurotiomycetes, Eurotiales, Aspergillaceae. The record is from RefSeq and is a predicted model, not a curated record. The transcript is spliced from 3 exons.
AUGACGGCCAGGCUUUCCCGAAGCCUACCACAGGUCAACCGCCGUGUCUUCGCUGGGUUAUCUUCCCGCGCGAUACCUCGCGUUGCGAAUGUUAAUGCCAGUGCCCGUGCUGGCUUGGUGGCACAUCGCAAUACCUGGAACCUCGCGCCUUGGACCUGCCGCGUAACACAGGCCAAUAUCGCGCGAUAUUCCCAUACAGAUUCUGGCUCAUCGGUCCAACCAAACCCUUCUAUUUUUGACGUUACCCCUUACAGGGGAUCGAGUAUCACGGAGAAACAUUGGAUGAGCCAGGACCUACCAGUUGUUGCUACCUUGAUUGAACCGCAAGCUAUCUUGCAUUUUAUCGAAUUCAUAAUGCAUGGUAUUCUACCGAACGGGAAGAAGACCAAUUUAGCUUUACCCAAUUCAGAUGAAUUCCCACUGUUCAUGGCUCCAAGUUCACAAUGGGCGCCUGCACCGUUCAACAAGGCCGCUCUCUCAACUGUGCAGAAGGCGAUAGAGCAGAUCACGGGCCCGGAGGAUUUGAGCGGGUUGUGCCACAUUGGGCAGAAUAUUCACUUUCUGAAAAGUUGCCUCUGGGGAGGCCUUGCCCCCGUGCCUGCAUCGCGGUGGCGCGAAAAAGAUCUCAACCACCCGGACAAUUUCACAAUCGCCCAUGAAUACCUGACCUCCGUUAUUGCUGUCUUCGAGUACCUAAAUAUUCCUCAGAUCAGGACUAACAUGUGCGACACCUUCAACAAAAUAUCUGGUGACUUCGGAGAAAUGCAGGACGCCUUGAAUGCACGGCGCAAGGCCCAGGGCAACCUUUCUCCCGAGCUCAACCUUGUUGCUCUUUGGGAACAAUUCAUUCGCGCGCUGUACGAAGUCAUGACCAGCACCGCGCAUUCCUGGGUUCUGGCCCGCGUUGCCGAAUUACGUGAACGGACAUCGGACAGCUUCAGUGCGAUCCCGGCUGAUAAUCCAGAAGGCCCAGAAAUGAAAAUCUUCUCACAGCGGUGGACCGACCUCAUUGCUGUCACUUCAAUGGCAGAUUUCAAUAUUUGGAUAUCCAUGGAUGGGUACAACGGCUACGAUGCGCCCUCCGAGAUCAUCGCAGGGCUACACAAUCCUAACUUAGAGGACCAAGACAAGAACUACGGGUUUUCCAAGCUCCUGUUUGACCGACUCGCAAAAUGCAUCGAGGCUCAGAACGAGGCUGCAACGGUACAGGGCCCAAGCGCGACGCAGAGUGACGCGGCCCGCCGCGAGCGCCUUUCUAUUAGCACAGUAGUACAGAAUGAACUGCGUGAAAAGAUACGCGGCCGGGUGCCAUCGCCGCAGCCACCUGUACAGCCCUGGAUCCAGCAACUCCUUCGGGCGCAGGAGGCGAGCUUGGACAUGCACCCACGGGAGAGCCACGACUGUGGCUUCGGGUUAGCAAUCUACCGCGCAGCGCACAAAUUCUCCGAUGAGCAGUGGGAAAGGCUACAGCGGGACUUGGAAGCUCACUUGUCGGCAUGGAGUGAUGACGUCCAGCGCGCAGACGAGCUCAAACCACUGCUCAAACUGCAUUGGUUCGACUGCAAGGAACUAGGCAUCGACAUAACUAACCCUAUAACAGCAGCAAGGAGACACUACCAACAAAUCCGGUCCUUAGACGAGUGGAACCAUAAAAUAGCACCGUCUGUUUUCCUUCUCAUCGAUUACAUGGGCGUAAACUCAUAUCUCGACGACAAAUUCUACGCCUCCUUCACAAAGGACAAAAGCUUCCUCAAUGGGGACUUUCAAGGCCAUGUCCUGGCUGUCGGUGCAGACUUCGAUGAUAGUGCCACUGCAAACGAAAGUGCAGACAGAAUAGCCAAUGAAGACCCACAGGAUGAAGGCUUUAAAUACCCGGGUCACAUGCGCAUCCUAGGUAACCUAGUCUGGAGCGAGCUCUAUCCUAUGCUAAUGCUGCAGUCUGUGGAACUUGAGGAUCUCUGGCGGCAGGCGCGAGAACAUCCGAUGAAGAUAUAUACGGGGCCGACAGUGCCGAGUCAAGUUGAGCCAUGGAAGGAGUGGAAUGCCACGAAGACCUUUAUGAUGGAUAGCUUUGUGGAGUUUCUAAAACAGAAGAACCCCACCUUAGCAGGAAAAGUAGAAGGGUUGAGGAAGGAGGGGUCUCUUUAA